Molecule: messenger RNA, 2216 nt
Organism: Nicotiana tabacum (common tobacco)
Lineage: Eukaryota; Viridiplantae; Streptophyta; Magnoliopsida; Solanales; Solanaceae
Source: RefSeq, a predicted model, not a curated record
UCUUCUUCUUCUUCUUCCCUUUCUUCUCUGCUCUUCUGCUCUGAAUCGCUGCCUUAACAGUCGAAGGACCCGUGCCUUAACAGUUUUCCCCUGAGUAAACGUCAAACGUCGAUUUGCCGUAAGAAUUUUAAUACUAGUAUAAUUCAUCGUUGCAUGUCCUUUUGGUGUUAAUGUUGUGUUUAUUGUUGUUUUUUUGACAUAUUAAUCAGUCCAUCCCUGCCAUUGGUGUUAGUAUUGUGUUUGUAGCUAUUUGCUCUGUUUUAGGUAUUUUCCGGUACUACUGUUAACUCUUGCUUCUAUCUUUCAAUUUUAGGGUUACAUUGAUUCAAUUCCCUUCCCGUAAUACUACCUAUUUUCCUUCUUGCAGUUUUCAAUUUUUAAAGGAUUUUUACUAAGAUGCCUAUGGUAACACGUGGUGCUGCGAAGCGUCUUCGGAAACUGCCUAAGGAUCCCGAGGUGAAUUACGAUGAGUGGAGCACCCAAGGUUGUGGCGUAGUGGUCAAUAAAGUGGGUGAGAACCAUGAGGUCUCAGGUUCAAAUCCUAGAGAAGGCGAAUAACACUAGUUGGAUGUUCCAUCAAUAGUUGAUGUUCUUAAGUGGUGAUUGUGAUUUGAUGAAGUUGUUGGUGAUCAAACAACUCCAAAAAUUGUUCCAUUACGCUUCGCAAAUUUUAAUUCACAGGUAUGAUCGCUGCACUAGAAGAUGCUCGAGACUCUGGUGAACUUGUUCCUCUACUUAAUGAAAUUCUAGGGAGAGAGGAUUCAUCAGCGCUCAAGUCUGAAGCUGCUAAGGCUGUCAUAGACAGUAUUCCUGAAUUGUUGGAGCUAACUGAUUUGGUGAUUAAGAAUAAGCUGGUGGAAACUCUUCUAAAGCUUUUGCAUUUUCCAGAUGGUAAUGUUUAUCAGCAGGCGGUGGAGAAACUGGGAAAGGUUGCUCAAUCCGUUGUAGGUCGUGAUUAUGCUCUAAUUGAGUGUGGGGCUAUAGAUGAUUUGCUGGAAAUUUUGAACAGCACUAACGAGGUGAAACCAGCAUUCCCAACUCUUCGUAACCUUCUUACUUCAAAUGUUGAUGAAGAGGUGCUGAAAAAUGCAUGCUGGGCACUUUAUUACCUUUCUGCUGGUGUAGAUCUGACCUCCAAUGGAUAUUGUACUAGAUUAACAUUCAUUCCUCAUCCUGUUGUGAGCGAUAGUGAUAUGAUUAAGGCCUUCUUUCAAGCUGAUGUUCUUCCGGUUCUACUUAAUCUCUUCAAAGAUGACGUACGUUCCGUAAUCCGCCCUGCCAUCAAUACAGUUGUAUGUAUUAGUGUGCUGGGAGACCAGCACCAGAAAGAGAUGCUGAUCGAUAGCUGGAGCAUUGCUAAACGUAACGUCCUUGAUUGCCUGUUGGGCUUGCUAAAGAGUGGAAUAGAGGAGGAGAUGGUCUGCAUGUUUAUAGCAUACAUUACUAUUGGGAGCAUGCAUCGGGCAAAGUGUUGUGAAAAGCACUCGCUUCAGCAUUUAAAGCACGAAGCGAGACCUCGGGCGCUUCUGUGAUGUGAAGCGUAGCAAGUUGAAUAAAGCGAGAGCUUCGGCGUGCUUCUGCAAAAAAAUGGGUAUUGCUGCUGCUGCUGCAAUUUUAAUUGCUAUUAUCGGUACCAGUGACAUUGCUUACACCAAAGACUUGGUGGAUUGCUGCAUAGAUCCUCUGUGUGAUUAUCUUGGCUUCUCUGGGGGUACAGCAGCUUGUAUCAUCAGUCUAAAAGCAGUAGAAAGUAUAUUGAAGUUUGGAAAGCGUAUUGAAGAGGAAGAUGGCGGCGGCACUGGUGGUUAUACUAAGCGGAUCGAAGAGGCUGGGGGUUUGGAAAAGCUUGAAUACCUGUCUACUACUGAAAUUGAAUAUGAGGCUGUUCCAAUAUUGGGUACAUAUUGGCCGUCACUAGGAUGUUAUGCUGAGGUGACUUUGACAUACUUUUCAUCUUCAUAUGACUUUACCUUUUCUUGACAUACUUUCCAUCUUCAUAUGACAGCUAUCGCAUAUAAUGCGUAUAACGAAAUAUUGGAGCUCUAACAACGAAAAACGGAAGGACCCAAUGUAUUAGUGAUGUCUUAAGGGAUUAACCUGUUCUUGACAUAUUUUCCAUCUUUAUAUGACAGAGAUGGCGUAAAAUGGAAAGGGAUAACUUUUUGACAAAUUUCUCUAUUAUUAUAUUUAUACAUUUCUACUUCUGCCUUCUUAUU